GUAGGCCGGAAGGAGAGGUCUCGUUGGAAAAAAAAAAACAACAACAACUUAAAACGGGCCAAGAAAAUAGAAGAGGAUUGAACACUUUACAGUUUACAUUAUGAAGCCGGAAUUUCAUUGAUUAUCAAAACCUGACAGAGACAAGAAAAGAAAUUACAAUCUAGGAGGGCAGGCGGGGACCACCCCAGAACAGACUGCUGGUGGUAUCAUGAUGACCUUUAACCCCUUGCCCCAAGAAUAUGAAAGUGAUGACAACUCUUAUGAAGUGUUGGAUAUAACUGAAUAUGCAAGAAGACACCACUGGUGGUAUCAAGUGUUUGGCCACAGUUCGGGACCUAUGGUAGAAAAAUACUCAGUAGCUACCCAGAUUGUAAUGGGUGGUGUGACUGGCUGGUGUGCAGGAUUUUUGUUCCAGAAGGUCGGAAAAUUUGCAGCAACUGCAUUAGGGGGUGGUUUUCUUCUGCUUCAGAUUGCCAGGUACAGUGGCUAUGUGCAAAUUGACUGGAAGAGAGUUGAAAAUGAUUUAAACAAAGCAACAAGGCAGAUUAAGAAACGAGCAAAUAAAGCAACACCUGAAAUCAGCAAUAUUAUCGAAGAAGCAACAGAAUGUAUCAAACAGAAUAUUGUGAUAUCCAGUGGAUUUCUGGGAGGCUUUUUGCUAGGCUUUGCAUUUUAAAGACAUGAAGGUUCUACCAAAGUAGAUUCAAAUAUGAGAAAAGAAGUUUAAGCCACAGGAUGCUCUCUUAAGAGUACAUGCCUCCAGAGUCCCCACAGCAGGGAGAAACAAUUAGCUGGACAAAACUGAACUUACAACUGAGCAGUUUGACAUCAGAAGCUUGGCAAACCAAUAACUGUGGUAAAACAACCUAUGUGGCAUGUGAAUAUAGUAUUCUAGAGCAAAACAUGGCUUCUAUCAUUAUUUUAAAAAUGGCAUCUUUUUAGAUACAAGCCUAUAAAUAUCACCAUGAGCUGUAGAUUUGUACAGAAAAAAAAAAUGUUGAACUUA
Molecule: messenger RNA, 1006 nt
Organism: Lepus europaeus (European hare)
Lineage: Eukaryota; Metazoa; Chordata; Mammalia; Lagomorpha; Leporidae
Product: FUN14 domain-containing protein 1-like
Exons: 2
Coding region: 209-676 (155 amino acids)
Biological process (GO): autophagy of mitochondrion
Cellular component (GO): mitochondrial outer membrane
Source: RefSeq, a predicted model, not a curated record